Messenger RNA from Scatophagus argus, 5192 nucleotides. RefSeq names its product xyloside xylosyltransferase 1 (gene xxylt1). Gene Ontology annotation, molecular function: UDP-xylosyltransferase activity. NCBI's taxonomy places the organism in Eukaryota, Metazoa, Chordata, Actinopteri, Scatophagidae. The transcript has 6 exons. The coding region runs from base 607 to 1821 and encodes 404 amino acids. The record is from RefSeq and is a predicted model, not a curated record.
AAACUCAAAGUGGGCGUGCUUAAGGUUGUGUCAUAGUGUUUUGUUGCUAAGCUGCUAGCUGGUGGUGUCUCGAAAUCAAUUCUUUUAGCCGUUUUUCUUCUCGAAAUAACAUAUCCAUGCAAACACCGCAAUACUUUAAUAUCGACAAAUGUAUGCAAAGAAGCAUCGGUAAUUCUAAAAUUUAAAUUAGCUUCAUUUUUUUGCCUGAGUUAAACAGCAUCGGAGGGAAACUCUCCGACCCACAUCUAACUCUGGGCACAAUCUCGCUGCUUGCUAACUUAGCAUCAUCGUUACCAGAUCGCAUGUCAACAGCUGAACAUCCAGUAACGUCAAGGAAUCAGGGAAGCACAGCAUAAUCCCCGUGCAAGCUGUCAAGAUGGAGCUGUAGAGACCAACGACGCGGGACUGGUCUUCACUUAAAGGACUGACUUCCAGCAUAUUCACAUUAGGACUGCGUUUGGCUGGCACUGUCAUCACUGAAUGGAUAUCUUUCUCUUACAGGAAAAUGUUGGCGACUUACAACAAAAUAAUUAUGAACUAAAAGGACAUAAAAUGGUGACUACAUUCUCAUGUCCAUCCCCAUCCUCAUGACACCCAGAGGGGGAUAUGGGUUUCCUAAGACUGGUGGCCAGAAUCAUGGGUAGGAUCAGUACUUUUAGGUCCUAUCAGUUAGUCCUUCUCCUGGCUGCAGCGCUUGCUGUUGUUGCUUUUUACUACUUUGGAUCAGAGAAGCAGAACUUCUCCACCACCACGAAAAGGAUCAAGCAGACCCAGGCCAGCCACAACACCAACAGGAACGAUGCAGACUUAACUGUGGACACCAGACUCCCGCACCCAGCUCAGUCUGAGGAGCAAGAAGGGGAAGAGCGAGAUGUAGGCGGAGAGAGUGAGGGAUUUAGUUUCGAGACACGGGACAGCGGCAUUGGUGACCAUCGCUACCACGCACUCAUGAUGUUCACCAAGGUGGACAAGAGCCGAAGCCUGCAGGACAAGUUCAGGGUGGCCAUGUUGUCUAUGGUUAAGCAUGGAGUCUUCCUAGAAGGAGAGGUGUUGGUCCUUCAUUUUGUGAGCGACCAGGCUAGCAAGGAGCUGGGAGAGAGGAUGCUGCAGGAAUUUCUCCUUGACGCAACAUUUAAGUAUGAGGUGUUGUUCCAUGAUGUGGUGGCUCUCACACAGAAGCUGUUCCCUAUUGUGGAGGCCAUGCAGAAGCACUUCAGCGCUGGCUCUGGAACUUACUACAGCGACUCCAUCUUCUUCCUGUCUGUUGCCAUGCAUCACAUCAUGCCUGAAAGCCUGACACGCAUAGUACAGCUUGACCUGGACCUCAAAUACAGAACCAACAUCAGGGACCUUUUCCAAGAAUUUGACCGGUUUCCUCCAGGAGCGGUAAUAGGCAUCACCAGAGAGAUGCAGCCAGUCUACAGACACACUUUCUGGCAGUAUCGUAAGGAGAACCCUCAAACCAAAGUGGGUGAACCUCCUCCUGAUGGCCUACCAGGCUUCAACAGUGGCGUGAUGUUACUGGACCUGGGUGCUAUGAGGGCAUCAGCUCUCUACAACCAGCUGCUGGAGCCUAGCAACGUGGCCAAACUAGCGGACCAGUAUCGUUUCAGGGGCCAUCUGGGUGACCAGGACUUCUUCACCAUGAUUGGCAUGGAGCAUCCUGAACUUUUUUAUUCCCUGGCCUGUGGUUGGAACAGGCAGCUGUGCACCUGGUGGAGGGACCACGGAUAUGGAGACGUGUUUCAGUUGUAUUACCACUGUAGUGGGCCCAUCUAUAUCUACCAUGGGAACUGUAACUCCCCUAUACCAGAUGAGUGACGCAUGUACUGUACCGAUGCUGGAACUGAAAAGGAGUCUAUUGCUCCGUUCCCAUUUAAUUGUCAAGUGAAUGUGAAGCAAAAAUGAAACAAAAAGGGGGAGUUAAUUCAGUGUGUUUUCUAACAAAACGUUAUACAAACCGUAGUUGCAUCAGCAGAUGGAAGUAUCGGCCACGUUUUGCAUCGCCAGCUGCUGAUAAACCUCAAAGAAGAAGAAACAAAAUCAGUCACUUUGGCUGGGAAUGUGUGAAUUAAUCUGAGAAUGGGAAUCUCAUGGGACUAUCUGGGGAGACGUUUUUUGUUUGUUUGUUUUUUUGUCAAAUUGAGGACAUUUUUUGAAUUAUGCCAUUUCCAUCAACACUCUCUAAUGCAAUAUUGUUAAUGGAAACACAGUUUUUUCUGCAUCUGCAAUAGAGUUAAAAGGAAAUAUAAAUCCUGCUCUUUAGGCGGAAGGAUUGUAAUUUCCAUUUUUGACCACUGUGAUGCCCAUGUGACACUGCCCCCUGCUGGUUAAGGGGCCGCUGAAGGACUCACUCAAACAUCAUGACUUCAAAUGUGAUGUUCAUCUUGUCAUGUCAUUUUAGAAUAAAUUUUGGUGCAAGUGUGUUUUUUCAGGUACCACGAUGGAGAGAAUAAAUAUGAUCUAUGAGGAUUAGUUUGAGUGACCGAUUCAUUAAUUUGAAGGCUUAAUGUUCAAAAUACAUUAUUCACUUUACACAGUAAUCUACCAGGAAUAUUUUCUCGUUUAUUUUGGGCAUCUUUACUCAAUGAUGUCCCAUUGCAGUGUGUGGAACCCCUGCUAAGUUUUGGAGGGGGGGGGGGGUAAUUGAGUUCAAUAAAUGUUGGUAUUUGUGUUGAGGGACAAUCUAAAAGACCACUAUGUAAGUGCAGUCGCUCACACCACGUUGUGUAAAUGGAGCUGAUGAUUCACAAGGACAUGAUAUGAUAAUAAUGAUGAUAUUGCUAAUAAAUGUUACCUGCAAUGAGUACAGGGUCAACAAAUGUCUCAAUUGGCUUCUGUAAACUAAACAUCAGUUGCCUUUUUCCACUUCAUUCCUCUGCUCACUCUGAUAACCAAGUUCACCCUGCGUCACUCUGUCAGCCCCAACAUCAUGAUAUUUAUUUCUCCUCUGAGGCUUGUAGAAAAAUGGGAGGAGUUUGUUUAACACCAGUGGGCUCCCAUGUUUGCAGAGCCAUGUGGGCGCAGGGCACCACACAGUGCCACAGUUCCUUUCAGACACAUCCUUCUGCAGGUAGGAAGGCAAGAAAAAAAAAAAAGAAUCACAUCAGAGGGUCGAAGAGGGGUCAUGGGAGAUAACGGUGAACAGUCACUGUUGUUUGUACCCUGCAUUUGCAGUUUAGCUGAGGUGAAGCACACACGUUUCAAAAAGAGCGAAGCAGCCAGGAACGUGACUGCAGGCACUGGCCCACUUUUGAGGGUUUUUUUUGCUGGGCUCACCGAAUUGGCGUUUUGAAUUCAAAGAAAUGUCAACGCACAAUAUUCAUCAGUCAGGAAAUUGUCUUCGGUGAUGCGCACUUAAGCACACACGUACACAAAGUGAGAGGGAACCACCUGAUUGAAUUGUACCCUCAGUGGAGUCCAAGAAAAGGCUACUGAAGACACUCAUGGAUAAACAUUAUGCCAAAUCGAUGUGCUCCCCUUCAACUCACCUUGAAGCUGAUCAGUGCCUUAAUCUGGCUCUCACAGAACAGCACCCUACAGUCACCAUAGUUUUAAAACACUGUGUUAGCAGGAAAGCGAGCCACUGAAUCAGAAUAAACACUGAAAAACAACUUCCGGUCUCAGUUCCUGAUGGCACGUAGGGCGUUUAACAGUUGUUCUUUGUUUUGAAAGAGAAUGCAGAUGAUGUUGUGUCCAUUAACUAUAAAUUAAAAGAUAAAUUUUGAAUGAUUAAGUGCUCUUCAGGCACCAGCUGGUUUCCAUUUGCAUUAUGAAAAUUGUAGAGACUACAAAUUGCUUGAUAUCCAUCACAGUGAGCACUUCUUUUGUUUUUAUUUUGUAGAUAAUUAUGUCGAAUUGCCAAGUGUCAAGUGGGGAAAUAUUCUUUCUAGUAAUGCAUUCAAAGAUGAUUCAGUGUCCCCGAAAGGAUAGUUAUCUGCUGAAGGACUGUGCAUCUGUUAUGUAGGUUGAAAAAUCAAAUGCAGAAGUAAAAACAAGAGCAAACAAACAAGAACCAAAAUAAAUACAAUAAAUUGUUUCAUUCUUGAAUAUUUAAAGUUUCUACAUGUUGACUUUAAUAAUGUCGUCAAAAGAACUGAAACCCUUGGCUGUGAAUUUUAAAAAAAUUACUUGUUGCUGUGGUUGGUAUAUUGUAAAAUGGUAAAUUAUGGACAAAAAUCAUGCAAACCCAGUGGUUUUAUCCUUUAAAGUAUUUAUGUUUUUUUCCCAGCUGUUUAUGCCUGUAUAUUGUAUAUUUCCGGUAGAAGGUUUGGGGACAGUUGACGGGUCCAUAAACUUUCCUCAUAACAAUUGCUAAGAAGUUUCCUGGAAAUGCCUGCGUAAUAAGGAAAUAUCAUUGAAAGAGCUACUUUAUUUAAUCAAAGUAGUUCUUGAUUUAAUGUUCAUUUAUCAUAGCAAAUUUAAUUUUUUAUAUAUAUGUUAAACUGUAUUCCUGUUUGUAGACAUAUUUCCCAUUUUGUAUGUUCAGCUGAUCUGCUGUGGCCGAAAGAUCUUGGCAGCAAUUAAUUGGUAUUAUCAAUGAUCACUUCACCAAUUCAAAACUUUCUCCAUUUUCUUUGUUAUUAGUAUCAGAGCACAUACCUGUUGUUCUUUCCUUGAGUGUGCUUUGAAAAUAUUAUGAAAUUGUGGGUCUGUGAAAUAAAGGGUUACACGUGUUUUUAAUGUGUUACUUUUACCACUUUAAGACAGCAGCUGGAGACGGUGAACAGUGAGAGUGAUGUGGUUUAACGUGAUAAAUGUGAUACAGGUACAGCGACCCAAUCACCAACCGGUGAAACAGGUGGCUUGUCGCUUCAGUGUGAAAUGAGUGAAUGUCUGUUCCAUAAGCAAACAAGUUUAGACUAAAUGCUGCACACCAAAUCCCACUUAGAAACCCCGGGACAGAUUAGAAAGCUGCUGUGUUCAGUGUUAAAGAAUCCAGCUGAAGUAUUUCUUUCACUGACAAAAAAAAAAACAAUAAACAAAUGUGAAAGCAGCCACAAACAUUAUUUUAUAAAUGCUCUUUUCAGAGAGUGUUUAGACUCAGUGACCUCUCACAGAUGAGCUUCCUGUGACACAAAGCACAGAAGCUGUCCCAUUUUGUUCAGGUGUUUGUUUAUGUUAUUUUAGAGCUUUGAUAUUUUGUUUCUUUUGUGUGUGUUCACCUUCACCUAAUAAAUUAUUUAACUCUU